Leptonychotes weddellii (Weddell seal) is the source of this 2799-nucleotide messenger RNA. The record is from RefSeq and is a predicted model, not a curated record. Lineage: Eukaryota; Metazoa; Chordata; Mammalia; Carnivora; Phocidae.
AUGGCUGAGGCCGCAGCAGGGAAGUAUCCUGUCAUCACAGGCAACAUCUCCAGAAGUGUGGGGCCUAGAGACCGCAUCACACGGACUCUUUGGGCCACAGAGAAAUCACUGCCCAAUGCCAGCCAUCCUCCUAAAAUCAAGGUGAAGAGCUCGCCUCUGAUUGAGAAGCUUCAGGCCAAUUUAGCUUUCGAUCCAGCGGCCCUGCUACCUGGGGCCUCGCCCAAGAGUCCUGGACUUAAGACCGCGGUGUCACCAUUCCAGAGCCCACCUUCCACCCCCAGCAGCCCUGGCGUGCGGUCUCAGGAGACAGAGGAGGUGCCAGUUAGCUUUGACCAGCCUCCUGAAGGGAGCCAUCUGCCCUGUUACAAUAAGGUGCGGACGAAGGGCUCGAUAAAAAGGCGCCCUCCCUCCAGACGAUUCCGAAGGUCUCAGUCGGACUGUGGGGACCUGGGAGAUUUCAGGGCCCCCGAGUCAUCCCAGGAGAAUGGUGCCAAGGAAGAGAAUGGGGAUGAGGUGUUCCCAUCCAAGAGCAAGGCCCUGGGUUCCCCUCCACCCAGCGAGGGGCCGGUGGGGGAGGAAGUGGGGAGGCAGCUGGGGUCUCAGGAGAAGCCUCCUCUGAGGAGGACGUCCAGCAGGACGGAGAAGCAGGAGGAGAAGGGCAGGGCCAUGGAUGAAGCCCAGCAUCCCCACAAGGCUGUGGGGGGCUCUGAAGAGGAGGCCAGCCCACAUCCAGCCACAGGGGAGGCCGUCCAACCAGCCCAAGCCUCCAACCCAGAGGCGGCAAACGGAAGUAGGAGCCCCAGAGAAGAAAAAGCAGCCGGAAAAGAGACAGAAAAAUCUGAGGAGGUGAAGGUGGAGAGGGCAGGAAAUGAAGAGGAGGAGCCCAGACAGAGGAGCCAAGACACCAAGGGGCCGGUGGACGGAGCAGUGGGGGAGGCCUCACCAAGCCCCCCUGAAGGGGUGGAGGGCCCCCGCAUCCCGGAGCAGGGGAAAGACGAGGAAAAGGAUGAGGAAGGGGCCAUUCUGGAGCCCGGCUGCAAUCCCCACCAUGAGGCCCCCAAGCCCGAGGAUAACACCCCUGUCCAGGACACUAACAUGUGAAGAAGAGUUCACUCUGCCUAGUGAUGAGGCUGCUGGAGACAUCUCUUUCGAAGGAGCAGCAACAAGAGAAAGAGAGAAUGAAGCCAUCGCUGGAGCAGAAUUUGGGCGUGGGGGGGGGGGGGUCUGGAGGCAGCCAGAAGAUGUAGAUUGCGUUGUUUCCCGUCUCCACACCGAAUGUUCCCUCGCAGACAAAGAUCAGUCCGAGGGCAGCAGGCUUUAAUCAGCUUGAGUUUGUGUCACUUGAUGGACUUGGUUUAAAAAAGAAGGAAAAAAAAAACUUAUUUAAAACAAUUUACUGCGGCAACAGCUCCCAGGGAUACUGGUCAACCUGUGGGCCUGGAUCCUAUCCACACCCACCUGUCCCUGCGGCUGACCUCGGAACUGGAUUCUAAUUUAGCUUCUCAGAUUUUGUUUUGUGUAAAGCGAUAGCCUUUUUAAUGUUCUGAAGCUUUUAUGAUUCUCAGAUGGAAGUAAAAACUAAUUUCAGGUGGCAGGAAACAAAAGAAAAUCGCGUUGCUGAAAAUAUAAAUCCCGUAAGUUACAGAAGACCUUAAAUUGUAUCAAGACCCUUGAGACAACCUCUCAGCUUCGUCCAAAUUGGAACUGGCCAACCAAUUUUUAAAACCUUGGCCUGGAAAAGAUACUUACUGCAACAUUAAAAAAUAGGUAUCUGUUCCAGCAAUAGGAACCUUUCCUGUCCAGGAGUUUUCCAGUGGAUGGUACACUCGGAGGUGACAGGCUCAGUCCAGUGGAGGCAGGGAGCAGCUCUCCUGGAGAAGCAGAUGCCAGGGGUCAUGGCUGUGCACGCUGCCUUUCCUCAUCCUGAAAGCAGAGCAAGGAUACCUAAAUAAUGCCUACCCUCUGAGGUAGGCUGGGAGAAUGAAAUUUGCACUUUCUGAAGGAGAUCCUUGAGCAGGGAGUCCAUGUUUCCAUGUUGCCUGGGAGGUGCUUGAGUGUCUGUUUUGAAAGGUACAUAACAAAAACAUCCUUCCUAGCUUCCCUGGGAAGCUGCUCUUGAAUCAAAGCCCAGACUCCCUUUCCGGACUCAGGAGGAGUGGGCUGGGUCUUCAGUCUGUUCUCACUUGGGAGCUCUGGCUUUAAUGUUCUGUGUGGAAAAUGCAAGGGGCUUUGCAAGGAACAGGGCCCUGACUACCCAUUCCUUGACUAAUUUCCUCUCCCCUCUUGAUGCAAAGAUGUUAAUCCAAAUAAAUCUUUAAUCUUUAGGGUUGGUUCUUAUCCAGAGUUGCAUAUUUCAGUGUCUCAUGUGCUGAUGUGGCAGGUGGAGCGGCUGUUUGUCUGGAGGUCUGUUAGACCACUUCCAACCCCGACGUCGGAAAGUCAUCUCCCGGACAAAAAGGCCUUAUGUCACUGCUGGUACCUCAGCGUUCUCAUCCCAUUACAGUUUUCCUAGAACUCCGUGAGAGUGUUCAUACUUGGGAUAUGUAUUUUUUCAAAACUUUUUAAAUACAUGCAUCUUCAAAAACUUGUAACUUAGUCGAGCCCAAUAUUUUAAGUUUUAUGUUUUAGCGGAAUUUUGGAGAUAAGUGUGUUUCAGUUAUUUUGAGGUCAGUAUAAUCCAUCUCUAUCCAUCCCUCCCCCCAUCCACCCAUCCAUCCAUCUACAUCUGUCCUUCAUCUGUCCAUCCACCCAUCUAUCCACAGAGAUGUGUACCCCCGAAAUAAUACAUGAUUUUACUUA